Molecule: messenger RNA, 4644 nt
Organism: Mesocestoides corti
Lineage: Eukaryota; Metazoa; Platyhelminthes; Cestoda; Cyclophyllidea; Mesocestoididae
Source: the annotation of a GenBank genome assembly
AUGACUUCGAAUGAAAUCACGAUCUGGCUAUUUCAGGUGAUAGUUCAGCUGAUGCAGUACCACAACAAGACUUAUCUUUUGAACAUUCCAAACUGGGACUGGCGUCGCGGCGACGAUGCGAUCUGCGUGGCCGAGUUGAAGCUCGGCUUUCUGGCUCAGAAUUGUCUAGCACCGGGCUUUUCAACGCUGCUGGCGAACCUCUUCACAAUGCGGACCUACCGCAAGUCGGAGUACCAGGGCGUCAAUUGGCUCAACGACUACAUGGAGGGCGCCGGCAUGGAGAUGUACACGGAGCAGUUUUCGCCGUCCUUCGAGAAAAUGAACUUCACUGAAGCCGCCGAGCUCUGCUUCAGUCGUCUCAGACUGCUGCUGAUCGCAAUCCAAUACAAAGGCGGCAUGGAGAUGCAUAUUGCUAUCAACCCAAGUGUAAGCGUUUCUUAGCCAACCCUGCCUGUGGUUGUCAGUUCCACACCGAAAUAUUUCUCCCACAUUACCGGACGAGGUUCGUCUUGCUCCAAUCACAUGGACCUUGGGUGGUUGGCUCAUGGCGGUGGUGUCGGUGGCGAAAACCACCUGAGUUGGCACGGCAGCACCUUCCACCACUUCGCCUCCCUCUGCAGCGAGAGUCACAAACCGUCUGGGGAACAGACUGCCAAUAUUUUUUGUCGAUUAGACGCCACAGGAAUGUUUCAUUGGUGUCCCGAGAGGAGCAUCAAAUCGUGCAUUCUAGACGAGGAAAAGCCAGCUUCGUCGAUGAAAUUCAACGACCACAUUGUUGUCUGCAUUUUCGCUGACUAUCGAAGUCCCAUUAUUGGACUAAGGAGUUUCAUAAUGCCACUGCGAGCAAGUAACCUACACCUACACGACCUGAAGACGGUGGUGUUGAUCGGGAACAUAGAGUACAUAAAACGAGAAUGGAAGACGCUGGCAAAUUUCCCCAAACUUUGGAUUCUUCCUGGGUCUCCACUUAGCAAAGCAAAUCUGCGAUCUGUGAAUGUUAAUCUUGCUUCAAUGUGCGUAAUUCUCUCCUCCAAGAGUGAUAACACAAUUGAUGAUCUCACACUAGCUGACAAGGAGGCCAUCCUGUGCUCACUCAAUGUAAAGGCCAUGGAUUUCUCCGACAUGGACGGUUCAUUCGUUGAGCAGACUUGCCUUCCCACCAAGCCUGCGAGUCUUCGACGAGACGACAACGUCAGCUCCUUAAAACGAGCACCUCGAAACAGAGCGGGCAAUCCACUGGUCAGCAAAAGCAAUCUCCACGGUGGGUCAACCGCUGCAGUAGGGCCGGACGCUCCUGCUGUCUUCUACCGUCCACCGAGAUUUAUUUCUCGAAACGGGUCAACCAUACCGAUGGCCACCGAACUGGCUUUUGACAUGAAUGUUCAGUUUCUGGACCAGGAAGAUGAAGAUGAGGGUGGCGAACUCUUUAUGACCCAGCCGUUUGCCUGUGGAACAGCCUUCACCAUCAGCGUUCUGGACUCCCUGAUGAGCACGGCCUACUUCAACGAAUCCGCCCUGACGCUGAUUCGUUCCCUGGUUACCGGGGGCUCGACUCCACUGUUGGAGAAGAUCCUAGCAGAGGGAGCUGGAAUGCUCGGCGGCAACCCGGCGUCAAAUAGCGCUGCGUGCCGCGAGCGAUGCCGACUGGCUCAACUCACGCUAAGUGGAAGCACGCUGGGUAAAUUCGCUGUUCAGGGAACGCCCUUCGAAAAGCUAUUUCUUGCCGCUCUGCGGGACUAUGGGAUUAUGAUAAUCGGGAUCUACAGGUUGUUGAGAUGGCGUGAUCUGAGUGAGGGCUCACCAGGCUCCUACAGACGUUUUGUGAUAACAAACCCACCCCCCAGUCUGCCCCUGCACCCCACCGAUUGGAUAUUUUCCGCCCUGCGACCCAGGUGCAUGCAUCCAAAAAUGGAAGAACCUGUCGAAGGAAGUGCUGUUUAUUCCCCAGAGAAACAGAGCUGUGCCGAAAAUGUUCAAUUUUCCGAAAUUGGUGGCAAAUCACCGAAAGCUCAGAACUUAUCCCCUCAAUCGUCUAAACAUUCUGAUUCCACCCCAGCGCGUAGCAGUACCACAGAAACUCAUGAGCCUUCUCCACCGGCUCCUUCCAUUCCUGUGUCUCCAAGUGCAAAAAGCAAUGUAGGGAAGUACAAACUGGUGCGCACAAUCGGAAAAGGAAACUUCGCCAAAGUUAAGCUUGCUAUUCACAUGGCGACUGGUGUUGAAGUUGCAAUUAAAAUAAUCACGAAAAAAGGAAUGGACUGGGCUGCAAACGAUCGCCUUCGACGCGAGGUCAAUAUACUUCAGAUGCUUAAUCACCCCAAUAUUGUCCGGCUGCUCGAAAUUAUAGAAAAUGAAGAAGUGAUUUGUUUGGUGCAGGAGUAUGCCAACGGUGGCGAGAUCUUUGAUUAUCUUGUUGCUCACGGCAAGAUGCGUGAAAAGGAAGCCAGAAGCAAAUUCAGACAGCUGGUCUCUGCCCUUGAUUAUUGUCACUCCAAGAACAUUGUUCACAGGGACCUUAAGGCAGAGAAUAUCCUCCUUGAUGCACAGCUUAAUGUAAAAGUUGCGGAUUUUGGGUUGGCAAACAUUUUUAAACCAGAUCAAAAACUGUCUACUUUCUGUGGCAGUCCGCCGUACGCUGCGCCUGAAUUGUUUUUGGGUAUUCGCUACCACGGUCCUGGUGUUGAUAUCUGGUCUAUGGGAGUGCUUUUAUUUACUUUGGUUGUGGGUCAUCUGCCAUUCGAUGCGACUGACCUCAGAGAGUUGCGAACAAAGAUCCUCACCGUGCGCUACAACCUCGGCAGGGGUGAGGUCUCCAGCGAACUGCAGGCUCUGCUCAAGAAAAUGCUAGUGCUUGAUCCUCGUGAUCGUUACUCGCUGCGGGCAAUAAUGAACGAUCGAUGGCUGAACAUGGGCUAUGACACGGUAAUGACACCCUAUCAAGAGCCAUCGCAUGUGCAGCUCAAUGAGGCCUACGUAGAACAGAUGGUUCGUCUCGGUUUCACGGAAGUGGAUCUUAUGAAUUCUGUGGUAAAGCCUGGAUUUGACCACGUGUACGCAACAUACGCACUCAUGCCGGAAAUGCUGAAGAAACAGUCUAUUAACAUUCCAUCGAUAGAAACGCCGUCCAAGACAGCAUCAGGCGGUUCAGGCGGUCCCACGGGCAAAGCCGUGGGUCGUUUCACCGUCGAACCGGCGAAAGCGCACGCGGACAACCCUCGUCGACAGUCGGGCGGCCGCUCCCACCACCUCCACCAUCAGGGGGGUGCUCCGACAGCUGGCGCCCCCAUCUCCUCCAACUACUCAGCCACCAGCUCCCUUCCCGCGGCUCUCAAACGCGCCCUCGUCAGCAUGGGUCGUUCGCUCACCGGACAGACCAGUGCUGGGUCCUCCUCCACCACGUAUUCUGGCGCUGCUGCCACCUCCGGAGAACAGUCCAGCGAACCCGGCAUGCCAGGCGAGUUAGAGGUCUUCUUUCCACCCAGCAAACGUCCUAUCUGCAAAUUGCACUAUCUCAAAACCGUUGCGGUGACUCCGGCACCAGUGCCUUUGGGUUCGCGUCAGAAGCGCAUAAUUCCGGGCGCGACGGUGGCUUCGCCAGUCGUGAACCCCACCAACACGGCCACCGGGAACCCCACGCGUCCUGCUGCCGCCGCCGCUGCUAUCAACGUCCGUCCCACCACCGCCGCCGCCGCAACGAAGACUACAACCACCACCACCAACCCCGGCGCUGCUCAACCUGCGGUGGGUGCCGAAUUGCCCGGGGUGUCGGUCAACCCUGUGAUCAGCCAAAUGCCCUCAGCCUCCUCACACCAGACCCACGCCUCGUCCUCCUCCGAUCGACACACUGCUGAACGACACACAGCCACUUCGCAGGAGGAUAGCACGCUGACUCCGGACAAGAGCGCUCAGGAAUCGCUAGUGGUGCGGACGGCCGCCCUCGUCGUGGACGAGGUCGUGGAGGGUGUGAAGGACGAACUGAAGGAAUCGCCGUUGCAGGCUCGCGCCGCAGAGGUGGUUGUCGUCGAGGGUAAAAAUCCCGCCUCCAGCCAGCUGGCCGUCAAUCCUCCCACCCCGGCAGCUGCUGAAGGUCGUCAUUCUGCCGAUUCUCAACGCCACCAUCAUUUGUCACAGACGUCGUCCCACCAGUCGACAUGGACGCGGAAUUUCCUUCGUGUCAUUGGCAGUUUACUUCAGGGCACAAGUGCUUCCUAUCCGUUUAGUCCUUCGAAGCAGGCUUCAAAGCCGACUCAGUUGAUAGGCGGGAGCAAGCGACAGGUUCAUUCGAAGCCUCGCGAAGUCAAGAGUCCGUGGGGCGUGCACGUGACGUCCAACAAGACAGCUGCGGAGCUGAUGGGUGAGAUGAAGCGCGCCUUGGAGACCGUCAAGGGUUGUCGAUGGGAGGCGGACAACCAGUGGAUGUACCUCCUCCACUGUGGUUGGUCCGAGGUCCUCUCAGAGGACGGCGGUAGUGCUGAGACUCCUUCCGCCUCAACCGCAGUGGCCUCAGAGCUGCUUCAGUGGGAGAUGGAAGUGUGCUCAAUCCCUCGCCUCCAUCAACGCGCUGUCUGUCUGAAACGCAUCCGUGGCUCCGCCAUACAGUUCCAGAAGGUCGCCACCCAGGUCAUGGCCGUGAUGACCCCCUGA